AUGGCAACGCCUGGCCCGCAGGCUCAAGGCCGUGCAUCGACGAGGUCGAACACACAGCCUCGCAGCCCAAGUGGUGGAGGCCGUGCAUCGACGAGAUCGAACGCACAGCCUCGCAGCCCAAGUGGCGGCGGAGCGGCGAAGCCCGGUGCCAGCGAUCAAGGCCGUGCAUCGACGAGAUCGAACGCACAGCCUCGCAGCCCAAGUGGCGGCGGAGCGGCGAAGCCCGGUGUAGGGGAUCAAGGCCGUGCAUCGACGAGAUCGAACGCACAGCCUCGCAGCCCAAGUGGCGGCGGAGCUGCGGCGAAGCCUGGUGCAGGGGAUCAAGGCCGUGCAUCGACGAGAUCGAACGCACAGCCUCGCAGCCCAAGUGGCGGCGCAGCGGCGAAGCCCGGUGUAGGGGAUCAAGGCCGUGCAUCGACGAGCUCAAACGCACAGGCUCGCAGCCCAAGUGGCGGCGGAGCUGCGGCGGAGCCCAGUCCAGGGGAUCAAGGCCGUGAAGCCACACGUCCAAGCAGCUCCAGCGAUGAUGGUGCCACGGCCAGCCCCAGUGCAGAGGAUCAAGGCCGCGAGGCCGCACGUCCAAGCAGCUCCAGCAAUGAUGGUGCCACGGCCAGCCUCAGUGCAGAGGAUCAAGGCUUGGCAGUCCGCGAAGCCACACGUCCCAGCAGCUCCAGCAACGAUGGUGCCACGGCUGAGGAUCAAGGCGUCGGUGCAUCUGCGAGGGCGGAGGCGGCCACUCUCGAUGCGAGGGCCUCCAGGUCUCACUCCAACUCUGCGGCUUCGUCGGCAUCUACGCAGCAGCUGGGAGAGGCCUCCGGGCAGCGCGCCGAGGCUUCCGAAGAUGGCAGCUCCGAGGCAGAGGUUGUGCCCCAGACGAUGGCCGUGAACGAUGGAAGCUCAAGCUCAGAGGAGCAAGUGGAGGAGGAGGCCCGCAGCGAGCCCUCUCCGAGGACGGAGGGCGAGAAGACUUCCACGCAACCUGUGAAGGAGGAGGCGAAGGAGGAGCCCUCGACCCCGACCAAACCCGUGGCUGCCGCGCCGCAGGCUCCCACGCAGCUCCUCGUGCCCAGCGAACAGCCGGCGCGGCGCCGAUCCUCAUUGGUGCCCAGGGAGCUGCAGCAAUCAGGCACUCCCGCCGAUGUUGAAGCAGCCAAAGUGCGCCGCGCUGUGGCAGCCGCGAAGAAGCGCGUGCAGAAGGCACGCGCCACGCCGAAAGCCAAACAAGAGAAGCCGAAGAAGAAAGUGACCUCCAGGUCUGAGCUCCUGGUGUCGCUUUUCAACGCCCUGGGCGGCCAGGAGACAGGCUAUUUAGGCAGCCAGCAGCUGUUUCGCAUGGCCCAGCUUCUGGGCUUCGAAGGCGGCGAGGAGGAAUGGCACGCAGAGUAUCUGGCUCUCUGCCGUUCGUACGGUUGGAAGGAGAAGCUGGGAGCGAAUCGCCGGCAGUUUGCCGAGCUCUUGGACGAUGAAGACAGUGAUGCCUUCAGCAACGACAUGGAGCUGGCGAUGAUGCUGUGCAACUUUCCGGCCAGCCAGCCGCAUCAGAUUCCUCGAGAGGACCUGGUGAAGACCUUCUUCAACUGGGUCGAUAUCAACCACAACAACAGGCUGGGCAGCCGAGAGAUCCUGCGCUUUGCAAAGCACCUUGGCUUCGAGGGCGACCCCGCAGAGUGGGAGAAGGAGUACGCCUACAUGGUGAGGCGUUACGGUUGGAGCCAGAAAGGCUGCGACCUCUACCAGUUCAGCCGUCUGGUGAGCGACGAGGCUGGUCUCUGCUAUCUGGACGAUGCGGCCUUGCAGGUCGAGCUAGCAGAGUUGGAAAUGGUCACCUGCCAGCCGCUCUUCUCACGCCUGCUCGACCCGGCGAUGGCCGAAGCAGAUGCGACGCUCCGCACACGCAGUGCGACACUCAUCCAGCAGCUCUGGCGCGGGAGGAGCAAAACCAAGGUCCUCAUGCUUCAGCUCAGGAAGAGGCUGCGUGAGAAGAAGGUGAACCAGGAGACUGAAGCAAACGAACGGCAGCUCGGGCGUCUUCGCAAGGCUGAAGCUGCCAAACGCGCGCGGAAGGACUUAGCAGCGGAGCGGAUCCAGCGCUGGUGGAAAAUCUAUUUCCGGAAGCAGAAGUGGUUGGACCCUUAG
Messenger RNA from Symbiodinium sp. CCMP2592, 2136 nucleotides. The record is from the annotation of a GenBank genome assembly. NCBI's taxonomy places the organism in Eukaryota, Dinophyceae, Suessiales, Symbiodiniaceae.